Messenger RNA from Moneuplotes crassus, 686 nucleotides. NCBI's taxonomy places the organism in Eukaryota, Ciliophora, Spirotrichea, Euplotida, Euplotidae. The record is from the annotation of a GenBank genome assembly.
UUUAUUUAAAGAUACUCAACAAUGAAGUUUUUAUUGGAGAAAUGCUCUUCAAAGAAAGUGAAGACAAGUCUUUAUAAAGUUAAAGAUAUUAACGAGAUCGACAAGAGAUCUUAUAAAACUCACCUAGAGAUGUUAAGAAACAAAUCCAGAAUAAAAAGAAAUCGUAAGGAAAAAAAGCUGAACAGUGAGAAUGUGCUAAGAGCCAAGAGGAUCGAGAGAAAGAAAUAAUAACAUGUUUAAGGACAAAUUAUUACUUGAUAAGGAGUACUUUUAGCCAGAAAGCGAUAGAGGCAACCAAGGGGAGAGCCCGAUUGUCAAACAAGCUAGUAGAAAAAGCAAAUGAUUCAUUAGAAGAGGAAAAAGGAGAGUUUGACCAUAUCUUUGUCCCUUUUCCUGAACAAAAUGGCAAAAUUACUCAUGCCAGGGGACGACUAAGUACUAAUGAGAUAAGUAUUCCUCCUCAGAGAAACGAUCCAGGAGAUGUGACACCAAACUCCCAUUCUCAAGAAGUCAGGCCAUCUCCUGAAGAGCCCAACUCAAUAAGACCCUCAGUAAGAUUGAACAAUGACAGACAUGUGAACGAUAGCAGCAGCAGGCUAUUUGAAGAUUUCAGUGAUUUGAAUUUUGCCCAAAUUACAAAUCAUUUCGAUUCUUUCACCCAUAAUCAUUCUUUCUAAUCUUUCUUG